Messenger RNA from Camelus dromedarius (Arabian camel), 6657 nucleotides. RefSeq names its product ankyrin repeat and SOCS box containing 1 (gene ASB1). The record is from RefSeq and is a predicted model, not a curated record. Gene Ontology annotation, biological process: protein ubiquitination; intracellular signal transduction. Bases 496 to 1479 code for a protein of 327 amino acids. Lineage: Eukaryota; Metazoa; Chordata; Mammalia; Artiodactyla; Camelidae. Gene Ontology annotation, cellular component: ubiquitin ligase complex. Gene Ontology annotation, molecular function: protein binding. The transcript has 6 exons.
AGUGACUCGAGCCAUUUGUUCAGUAUCAAGGCCCGGCGAGCUGCUGUGAGCAACUUGAAAUAUCCGUCCGAGCAGACGCGGCUUUCGAGGAAGCGCCGUGUCUGCCAGGACAGAUAAGAGCGCCUUGCGCAGCUGCGAGAUCUUCAUGGAAGGAAUUUUGGGGGAGCCGUCACCUAAUACCACAGUAAUAUACGCCCAGCCCGGCGGUGCCUCUCCAACAGAACUUGUUGCAAGGAACAGAGCUGUAAGUACGCGCACCUUCGCGGCCACGCUCUCCCGGGGCUGCUCCUGGAAAACACCAGAGCUGAGCCAUUGCUGCCGGGUGCGGGCCUCCUUUCGCCGGCACUCCCACCAGACGCCCGCCCCAUCAGCCUGGAUCUCUCGGGAUUCGAACCCGCAUGCCAACCUCCGGCGGCCCCGCCGGCGUACUCCAGGCAGAAGGCCACGCCCUUUCAGCGGGGGCGGGGCCGGCCCGCCAACCAGAGUCCUCAGGGCAUGCAAAUUAGGCCCCGCCCUCCAGGUCCUAAUCUGAAGGAGUGGCUGAGGGAGCAGUUUUGUGACCAUCCGCUGGAGCACUGUGAGGACACGCGGCUCCAUGACGCGGCCUACGUGGGGGACCUCCAGACCCUCAGGACCCUGCUGCAAGAGGAAAGCUACCGGAGCCGCAUCAACGAGAAGUCUGUCUGGUGCUGUGGCUGGCUCCCCUGCACACCCCUGCGCAUUGCAGCCACUGCAGGCCACGGGAACUGCGUGGACUUCCUGAUCCGGAAGGGGGCCGAGGUGGAUCUGGUGGACGUGAAGGGACAGACGGCUCUGUACGUAGCUGUGGUGAAUGGGCACCUGGAGAGUGCCCAGAUCCUCCUCGAGGCUGGUGCCGACCCCAAUGGAAGCCGGCACCAUCGCAGCACCCCUGUGUACCACGCCUCUCGCGUGGGCAGGGCGGACAUCCUGAAGGCCCUCAUCAGGUAUGGGGCCGAUGUAGAUGUCAACCACCACCUGACUCCCGACAUUCAGCCCCCCUUCUCCCGGCGCCUCACCUCCUUGGUGGUCUGCCCCUUGUACAUCAGCGCGGCCUACCACAACCUCCAGUGCUUCAAGCUGCUCCUCCAGGCUGGGGCAAACCCUGACUUCAACUGCAACGGUCCUGUCAACACGCAGGGCUUCUGCAGGGGCUCCCCCGGGUGCGUCAUGGAUGCGGUCCUGCGUCACGGCUGCGAGGCGGCCUUCGUUAGCCUGCUCGUAGAGUUCGGAGCCAACCUGAACCUGGUGAAGUGGGAAUCCUUGGGCCCAGAGUCGAGAGGCAGAAGGAAGGUGGACCCCGAGGCACUGCAGGUCUUCAAAGAGGCCAGAAGUGUCCCCAGGACCUUGUUGAGUCUGUGCCGUGUGGCCGUGAGAAGAGCGCUCGGCAAGUACCGGCUCCACCUGAUCCCCUCACUGCCUCUGCCGGACGCUGUCAAGAGGUUUCUGCUCUACGAGUAGAGGAGUAGAGCGCAGGGGCGGCGGUGAGGACGAGGGCGCCGCUGCGGAGAGCAUGGACUCCGACUCGUGCCCCUGGGAGCCGCAUCCUGGGCUGCUGGCUAGGUCCUGUUCGGCUUUGGUAAAGCAGAAUCAGCCUUGUUCUCGUGGACUGUAAUCCCAUCUCAGGUGCUUGGGGCUUUGGAUGGUCCUUGGGUCAGUACCAGCUGAGAGGCUCAUACAAAACUUAAUUUUGUUCUUCCUCAAUAUCUGUGUUUUGGAUUUGCGCUGUUGAGCAUUAAUGAAAUGGGCCUUGAAACGAGGACAAGUUCGGGCUGAGGUUGGAGGCCUGCUGAUACCCUAGCGGGGAGAACUAGCACUUUCCAGAACUGUGCUUCUGUGUUUGCCUCUCAAUUUAAUGGUUGGAUUAAAGGGAGUUUGGUAUAAAAGUACAGUACAGAGAUGCAGCUUGUGAACUUGCUAGUCUGUUCCCCCUGCUCCUGGGGUAGACAUUUGACUUUUAUCAUAUACACAGGCUUUCCUCGCCACUUCAGUGUUCCUCUCCUUGUGGUGGGAGUGUCAAAUUGUCUUCAUUCAGGGAUGGUUUCCUACCCACGUGGGUUGGCCUUAUUAUCCCAAAGUCAAGGCCUGCGUUUCUUCACAGUCUCUUUAGGUAACGCUCAGAGUUCGGCAGCGCUGCACCUGUUCUGACUCCUACCUGUGCCUAGCAUCACGCCAGCGGGUCUCAUGAGUCCUCUGCCAUCUCACUUUGCGGAGCUUCCGGACGGGUGGUUGGUUUUAGGAGGCCCGCGCUGAACUAGCCAGUAGUUGACUGCCUACAUUUGGACCAAGGACCGUCCAUCAGCAUUCACUGCCAGCUCUAACCAGUCCCUGCACGUCCCAGACAGGGGAAGAGCGAGCCCUCUUCGGGAUGGUUCUAAGCGCUCAGUCGCUUGGUGUCCGGUGGACAAAACGUCUGGUGUUUGGUUGAUUGCUCUUCACUCUUUUGGACCUGAUGUCUGGAUCGCUGGUCCUGGAACCUAAGGAAGGGGAUAGCAGUGAGGUCAGAAGGCUUCCCUGGGCCUGCUGGGGGUGGUGGUGAGUGAGAGGACUGAGCGCUGGCGAGCCGGGCUGUGGGCAGGGCUCCCUCCCUCCCUGGGCUGUGCAGCCAGGUGUGGGCUGUGUCUGCAGGUGGGCCAGCAGCUGCCUCUUUAGAGCUCCUGUUUCCAGGGAAACCACGUUUGGGGUUUGAGGCCUCAGGAUCGUUGUGUUGGAUCCAUGGUGAUUCUGACCUUUAGAAGUGUUUAGAAAUGGGCAGAUUACAAAUCUAUGUUUAAAUUUUCUUCAGUGAGAGAAAUCUAAUUUGUAACAGUUGUGCUAAUUAUAUGGGUUUAUUUAUUAACAUCAUUAUGUGUCUUUGCCGACCAGACAGGCAGUGUCUGGUCACCAUCUUCUGUGACUUCAGGAUGGCAUUCUAAACCCCACCUCAUGUGUCAUGUGGACUUGUGCUGGAAAGCCAGGCUGCCCGGUAUAUGCACGUUUGAGAUCCGAGGAGAGAAGAGUCAUUGGUGAUUCAGGGGAAGAUGCAGCCGCUGGAGGCCGCGGUGUGGGUGUGGGACAGCUUCUGAGGCCCAGGGUUGGAGAACGGGGAGCCUGGGGUGCGGCCCUGAGGUGGUCGGGAGGGGCUCCCCACACUAGGAGGGGAGUUGGGGCUGGCCGACGUGCACCAUUGCAGCCAGAGCCAGUGCUGCAGGGGCUUCUGCCCAGAGGGGGUUCAGUGUGUUCCCUGUGGCACUCGUGGUGGGACCAGACCCACAGCGAGGAGGGGGGCUGUGGCUGGGGCAGGAGCUGCAGGGAGGCAGGGCUCUCCCUGGAUGUAGGGAAGGUUCGAGCCACUCAUAGGUGGACUGGGCCGCUGGAGGGGCUUCAGGUCCCUGGAGGUGUGUAAGUGGUGGCUUGUCACCUUGGUCGGGCUGGGAGAGGAGGGUGGGGAGUGGUGGUUAGUUCACCGUAAUUCCUGUACCUCUUCUGCUGCCCUUUGGCUUCGGUUCCUUUCAGGGGAGCCAAGCUGUAGACUCGUAGGAUGCUUUGGGUGUGCACUGCUGGGUAUUUUCUGUAGGAGCCUGGGUAGGAGAGCGGCUCUCUUCUCAGACUUUGUGGAGAGCAGCAUCUGGGAAUGCUGGCGGUGCAGGGGGCCCAGCCCUGUCAGGGCCGCCCUGGGCGGUGCAGAGGCGAGGACGCCGGGCUGGUCCAGCAGAGCAGCCGUCAGGCUCCUCCGCCCAGCGAAGCAGGGCUUGUUUCCCGGGGAUGGGACCGUCUUUCCAGGGUCUCUCUGGAAGGAACGGCCUGAGCUCGUCCUCACUGUGGGGCUUUGCCCAGGGCUGGCCGGGAGGUGGUGGGACUGGCGAGAGGGUGAGCCGGGGACUGGGGCCCCUUGGUGUGUCCCCAGAGCAUGCUGUGCUCGGGGCUGGUCUGCAGGGGCCGGGCCUCAGCUCUCCCUUAGCAGAGACAGGUUGGCUUUCUCCUUGUCCAGCCAGCCGUAGGGAUUGUUUUUCAGAAUCCCAGCGACUUUGAGGUUCAGCCUCUAGUUUGAAAUUUCAUAGCUGCCAAACAUGAAUCUGAAAAUAGAAUAGAUAGCUGCUUAGGGCCGUUCUUGUUCUGAGUGACUUCACUGUGGCUCCCUUUUCCUUUUGUUGCAGAGAUGGGGUUCAGAAUAGGAAGGAGUAACUCUCUCCAUCAGAGCACUUUAUAAAAAUCAUGUUUCUCAGCUGCGGGCUGCCGACGUCUCAUGUGGCAAGGAAAUGUGGUACCUGGUGAGGCUGUCGCCCCAGAGCACUCCCCAGGGAGGGGCAUGAUGGACCAGUGGGAAGGAACCCGCGUGUCCCCCCAGCCGGCUCCCAUGAGUGUCCUGACUGUUGCCACUGCUGGGGUGCCUGCCAGCUGUUGAACAGAGUCCUGUGCUCUGGGCCUUGGCUGCUGUGCACAGGUGGGCGGGGGUUGGCGUGCAGUGGGGGCGGCGUUGAUACCUCUGAGAAUUCAGCUUUGGCAUCCUGGGUGGGGUUUUUUGAGUAUGUUUCCACAGCCCAUCAAUGUCCUACAUAUCUGUGCCUUCUCAUGUGACUUACGUUAUUGGCAUAUCUGCUUAUUUAUGCCCUGCCUUGUCACAGAAAGGCUUUAAGGCUGCGAUGCUUAGUUUUGAUGCUCUCUUUUACCAUUUGGUAAGUUUAGUCAAUGUGCACUGGUAAACAGGUAAUUUUAAGAAGAAAGGACAAUGAGCAGUUUUCUGCUGUUGACUGCAUUUCUGUUAUCAGGCCUAAGUGCUGUCAUUCGUUUCUUCCCCUUUCCUCCAUGAAUUAAUUCUUCAAAUAGAAGGUUCCUGCAGAGGUAGAGAGCAGGGAACAGGUUAGGACUGAGCAAAGGGAGACCGGCCUUAGAGGUCAGCGCGCUCUGCUCCGCGUGCUUCGAGCAGGGCCCGUGGGCAGUGGGUGCUGCCCUCCUUGUCAGGGCGGGGUCCGGCCCUGCCUUUCCCACGGGGCUUUUCUGAGGACACUGGAGAACGUCUGUGAAAGCACUCUGCACUCGAGCCGUCCCUGUGACAUGUAAACUGCUGUCCUGUGACUGUCAUCCCUCGUCUAAGUGGAUGUGCCUUCAAGGCCAUGAUGGUGCUGGAACAGCCCGUGCUCUUGGUGGUCCGCGUGGCCUCGUGCCCAGGGGCAGCAGGAGUCACGGGGACCAAGGGCGUGCACCUUCUGUGCACGUCAGAAGUGUGAGGACAUGUGUGAGAUAAUACAGGAAGUCAAGUCUGUUCAAUUUAAAGGGUUGCCUUUUGUUCUGAGAUUAUGGCCUUCCUAGUUGAGGUUGAUAAAAUGUCCUUUUCUGUAAGGAAGGUGGUAAUAGAGGGCAAUAUUUUUAUUUUUAAAAAUGCUCUUGGUUGCAGAAUAAAAUGUUGGCUGCCCUUUGUUAAACCCCAGAAUUUCUUUUUAAGUUUGCCAGUCUCUAAAAUCCAGCCUCGGGGACCCACAGUCUAGCCAUAGGGUACGUUUAUUUGCUGAGAAGUCCCUCUCGGAGCCGUAAAGUAGCCUGUAUACUGCUGAAGGGUAUCCCAGACUUUGCUCUACCUGGUGGUCCAAGAACAGCACUGAGAGCAGUGUGUGAGGUGUGGGAAGUGUGUGCUUGUGUCCCAGAGACCGCAGAGCAAAUGUCCCCGUGGCAGUGGGCCUCCGGCCACCCCGAAACCUUGAGGGACACUCUUGGGAAGUUAGUGCAGCCUUCCCAGUGAGACUGCCCCUGCCGUCAGGCCUGGGCACCCGAGGCGCCCCGAAUGUUGGCGAUGGCGCUAGUGCUGGGUCUCCUGGCGCAGGGGCUGCAGCCUUCUGCUUCUGUGCCCUUGGCCACCUGCUCAGCACUCAGUGACCAGUCCUGAGUGGUCUGGGUUCCCCGCCAGCCCCGAUACCCCUCCUGGAGGUGCCUCAUUUGGCCACUGACCCCCCUCUCCCUCGCUCACCGUGUCUCACCUCCCUUGUCGCCCCCACCCCCAGCCUGACUCACUUGAUGUGGAAUAAAGUAACUGACAUGCACACCCAAAUGGUGAGUGGGAUCAUGUCCUAGGAGAAUUCCAUGGGAAGGACACGUGGAUUUUGAAGUACAGUGAUGUUCGGAAUACACACCAUGAAUUCUAGGGAGACAGUCAGGUGGAGAAGGGAGUUAGGGAGACGAGUGACUUCUGUUGCCUUCACGUGUAAUUGCUCAGUAUUUGAAAUGCCUGGGGAGUGUUUUUUUUUUUUUUAUUUCUUGGAUUUCAGAUCUCUACCAAGGACCAUUCGCGUGUGCUUAAGUCCAUUUGAGUGUGGUACUUGUGAACAUGGCUGUCCUGUGUGUGUAAAAUCAGUGUGCUGCUGUAAUUCAGCCAGCAGUGCCCCACUCUGCCCCGCGGUGUUUGCACAGCUCCCGCUGCUUCUCCUUGGUGUUGGGCACGUGAGGUGUGACAUGCACCGGGGCCCACGUGCCUGCACAUGUGCUGAAGGGAAUGCUGACCGUCAGCCCUCAGUUUUUCCUUUCUCCUUUGGUAACGACCGCGUGCUUACCUGCAGCUGCCGGGACCGUGACUGUUCCCACACUCGUGCCUGGUUAAGAGCUUUCAAAAAUACGAUGGACAUCUUUGAUAUGCUAUUGUAACUUUAAUAAAUGCUUUUCCCUCUGUAA